Messenger RNA from Guillardia theta CCMP2712, 1228 nucleotides. RefSeq lists its product as hypothetical. The transcript is spliced from 3 exons. The record is from RefSeq and is a predicted model, not a curated record. Bases 6 to 1172 code for a protein of 388 amino acids. Gene Ontology annotation, molecular function: protein binding. NCBI's taxonomy places the organism in Eukaryota, Cryptophyceae, Pyrenomonadales, Geminigeraceae.
CAGCAAUGGCAGGAGCGCUGAGACAGGGAUACAUCGAGGCUUGUGAGGGAGGAGAGAGGAGGCCGCACUCAGCAGUUGUAGACUUUCUUGAUGAAAUCGCGGUUAGUGACACUCAGCUUACCUCCCUCAUCUUGAAGGGAAACUCGAAGAUUGCGUACCCGACACGGUUGGACGAUGGGGACUUGGAGGCGCUCCUGAAAGGAAUGAGACAAGCAGGAGAUUUAGUACUGCGAGAGCUUGACUUGAGCUGGAACAACAUAUCUGAUCAUGGUGUCGGCCUUCUGAUGGACUAUCUUCAGGAAUUUGACAAUGUGAUUGCACUUAGUCUUUCUCAUAACAAUUUUGGAGUGGAGGGUGCAAAGCGAAUUGCGGAUGUCAUGAACAAUCUCCAGAGCUUAUCACACCUUUUUCUGGAUGGAAACAAAAUCGAAGAUAAAGGCGGCUUGAUCUUGGUAGAGAAUCUAGCUCGCAACACUUCUAUUCGCACAAUAAGUCUUGGUUGUAUGGAUCUUGGACAUCAGACUUUCACGAUGUUGGGGAAGGCUUUAGCACAGAACAACAGCAUCACUUCUUUGAACGUCGACCGGCCCAUUCUUUUCAGCUGUCAAGAAGAAAGCAUCUAUCACCUUGCUACCGGACUGAAAAUCAACAAGAGUCUCAAGUCCCUCUCCAUCAAGAAUGCUGGGCUGAGAGAUCAUGGAUGUUUCCUGCUGUGCGACAAUUUGAUGCUGAAUCAAACACUAACGGAAUUAGACUUGUCGAGCAACAGGCUCACUGAAAUAUCCGGAAAUCACAUUCACAAUCUGUUGAAGAAAGACCAGAACUUGAUUCGGUUGAAGCUUUCGUGCAAUCAACUAUGCGAUCGAGGCUGCGAGGCUCUUGCACAAGCUCUUCCGGUCAGCAGCGUCGUAGAGCUCGAUAUUUCUUACAACGAGAUUGCGUCACGUGGAAUCGAAGCCUUGUCGAUCGCCGUCGCUCACAGCACGAAGCUCAAGACACUUUUCCUUUGGGGAAAUCAUUUGGAUUCUUCGUCCCUUCAAUCAUAUGUUGCAGCUUGUAACAACUGCAGAUCCUUGAGCCACACUGAUGUUCUCAUGCAAAUCGUUGAUGGUGAGGCAAAUGCUGUGCGCAGAAUUGAGCCUUCAAGCUAUUACGUUGCUGGACUUGUCUAGAACAGCUUGAAAAUUCUGAAAGAUUUCACCUUGUAAAUGAAACGUUUUGAGAAGCC